Molecule: messenger RNA, 1104 nt
Organism: Poecile atricapillus (Black-capped chickadee)
Lineage: Eukaryota; Metazoa; Chordata; Aves; Passeriformes; Paridae
Product: growth/differentiation factor 11-like
Biological process (GO): SMAD protein signal transduction
Cellular component (GO): extracellular region
Molecular function (GO): cytokine activity; growth factor activity
Source: RefSeq, a predicted model, not a curated record
CUGGUGGCUCCUGGGCUCCCUGCUGGCCGCGCUGGCCGGGGGGGGGUCUGUAGAGCAGCCCCCCCCUCCUCAGAAUCCCCCUGCCCCGUGUGCCUGUGGCGGCGGCAGAGCAAAGAGCUGCGGCUGGAGAGCAUCAAAUCGCAGAUCCUCAGCAAGCUGCGGCUGAAGGAAGCGCCCAACAUCACCCGCGAGGUGGUGAAGCAGCUUCUCCCCAGAGGCCCCCCGCUCCAGCAGCUCCUGGACCUCCACGACUUCCAGGGGGACUCGCUGAACCACGACGAGUACCUGGAGGAGGAUGAGUACCACGCCACCACCGAGACCGUCAUCAGCAUGGCCCAGGAAACGGACCCAGCCGUUCAGAUCGAGGGGAACCCUCACUGCUGCUUCUUCAACUUCAGCCCGAAGCUGAUGUUCACCAAGGUGGUGAAGGCUCAGCUCUGGGUGUACCUGCGGCCGGUUCAGCACCCAUCCACCGUGUACCUGCAGAUCCUGCGCCUCAAACCCGUCACGGACGAGGGCAGCCGCCACAUCCGCAUCCGCUCGCUCCAAAUCGACCUCAAUUCCCGAGCUGGCCACUGGCAGAGCAUCGAUUUCAAGCACGUCCUGCAGAAUUGGUUCAAGCAGCCCCAGAAUAAUUGGGGGAUUGAGAUUAAUGCCUUCGAUGCCAACGGGAAUGAUCUGGCGGUCACCUCGCUGGGGCCCCGGAGCCGAGGGGGCUGGUGGCACCCCUUCAUGGAGCUGCGUGUCCUGGAGAACAACAAGCGCUCCCGCCGUAACCUGGGCCUGGACUGUGACGAGCACUCCACGGAGUCGCGCUGCUGCCGCUACCCCCUCACCGUGGACUUCGAGGCUUUCGGCUGGGACUGGAUCAUCGCCCCCAAACGCUACAAAGCCAAUUAUUGCUCCGGCCAGUGCGAGUACAUGUUCAUGCAGAAAUACCCUCACACCCACCUGGUGCAGCAAGCGAACCCCCGAGGAUCGGCCGGACCCUGCUGCACCCCAACAAAGAUGUCCCCCAUCAACAUGCUCUACUUCAACGACAAGCAGCAGAUCAUCUACGGCAAGAUCCCCGGCAUGGUGGUGGAUCGCUGCGGUUGUUCUUAG